Rana temporaria (common frog) is the source of this 3045-nucleotide messenger RNA. RefSeq names its product serine-rich adhesin for platelets-like. The record is from RefSeq and is a predicted model, not a curated record. NCBI's taxonomy places the organism in Eukaryota, Metazoa, Chordata, Amphibia, Anura, Ranidae. The transcript has 9 exons. Bases 1 to 3045 code for a protein of 1014 amino acids.
AUGACCAAGGUCUCCCUUGAUUUUUUUUCUGGCAGAAAAGGAAGUAUUAUUGUGGAGCAUGAGGUUCGUAUUCAAUCUACUUCUCAAACUGCUGAACAAGAUAAAGAAACCUUUGAUGGAAUUCUGAAUAAUAGUCUAUAUGAAAUAAAUUGCAACAAUGACUCAUCAAUAGAUAACGAUACGUUCUGCUUCAAUGCAACAAGUUUUGAGUUCAGGAUAGACGAAACAUCUAUUACUCCAACAACAGGGCCCGAACCUUCAGAACCAUCUACACCAAUUGAUACCUCUUCUACUUUAGAUCCAACAUCAACUUCAUUCUCAGAGACAUUCGUUACUGAAUCAACAGAACAACAAUCUUCAGAAUUUUCUACAGCAACUGUUUCCUCAUCUACUUUAGAUACAUCAUUUACUAUUACAACAACAGGGCCCGAACCUUCAGAACCAUCUACACCAAUUGAUACCUCUUCCACUUCAGAUCCAACGUCUACUUUACCCUCAGAGACAUCUGUUACUGAAUCAACAGAACAACAAUCUCCAGAUUCCUCUACAGCAACUGUUUCCUCAUCUACUUCAGAUACAUCAUUUAUAAUUACAACAACAGGGCCCCAACCUUCAGAACCAUCUACACCAAUUGAUACCUCUUCUAUAUCAAAUCCAACAUCUACUUCAUCCUCAGAGACAUCUGUUACUGAAUCAACAGAACAACAAUCUCCAGAUUCCUCUACAGCAACUGUUUCCUCAUCUACUUCAGAUACAUCAUUUGCUAUUACAACAACAGGGCCCCAACCUUCAGAAUCAUCUAUACCGAUUGUUACCUCUUCUACUUCAGAUCCAACAUCUACUUCAUCCUCAGAGACAUCUGUUUCUGUAUCAACAGAACAACAGUCUCCAGAAUCUUCUACAGCAACUGUUUCCUCAUCUACCUCAGAUACAUCAUUUACUCCUACAACCAACGUAUUAUCUUCGAUAAGCACAACGCCUUUCACUGUACCAGAUGCAUCUAUUACUCCAACAACAGGGCCCCAACCUUCAGAACCAUCUACACCAUUUGAUACCUCUUCUAUAUCAAAUCCAACAUCUACAUCAUCCUCAGAGACAUCUGCUACUGUAUCAACAGAACAACAAUCUCCAGAAUCUUCGAUAGCAACUGUUUCCUCCUCUACUUCAGGUACAUCAUUUUUUACAACAGGACCCCAACCUUCAGAACCAUCUACACCAAUUGUUAUCUCUUCUUCUACUUCAGAUCCAACGUCUACUUCAUCCUCAGAGACAUCUGCUACUGUAUCAACAGAACAACAAUCUCCAGAAUCUUCUACAGCAACUGUUUCCUCAUCUACUUCAGAUACAUCAUUUAUUACAAUAGGACCCCAACCUUCAGAACCAUCUACACCAAUUGUUACCUCUUCCACUUCAGAUCCAACAUCUACUUUAUCCUCAGAGACAUCUGUUACUGUAUCAACAGAACAACAAUCUCCAGAAUCUUCUACAGCAACUGUUUCCUCCUCUACUUCAGCUACAUCAUUUAUAAUUACAACAGGACCCCAACCUUCAGAACCAUCUACACCGAUUGUUACCUCUUCCACUUCAGAUCCAACGUCUACUUCAUCCUCAGAAACAUCUGUUACUGUAUCAACAGAACAACAAUCUCCAGAAUCUUCGAUAGCAACUGUUUCCUCCUCUACUUCAGAUACAUCAUUUUUUACAACAGGACUCCAACCUUCAGAACCAUCUACACCAAUUGUUACCUCUUCUUCUACUUCAGAUCCAACGUCUACUUCAUCCUCAGAGACAUCUGCUACUGUAUCAACAGAACAACAAUCUCCAGAAUCUUCUACAGCAACUGUUUCCUCAUCUACUUCAGCUACAUCAUUUAUUAUUACAACAACAGGACCCCAACCUUCAGAGCCAUCUACACCAUUUGAUACCUCUUCUAUAUCAAAUCCAACAUCUACUUCAUCCUCAGAGACAUCUGCUACUGUAUCAACAGUACAACAAUCCCCAGAAUCUUCUACAGCAACUGUUUCCUCCUCUACUUCAGCUACAUCAUUUAUUAUUACAACAACAGGACCCCAACCUUCAGAACCAUCUACACCGAUUGUUACCUCUUCCACUUCAGAUCCAACAUCUACUUCAUCCUCAGAAACAUCUGUUACUGUAUCAACAGAACAACAAUCUCCAGAAUCUUCUACAGGAACUGUUUCCUCCUCUACUUCAGGUACAUCAUUUACUAUUACAACUGACGUAUUAUCUUUAGUGAGCACAACACCUCUCACUGUACCAGCUGCUGUCACCAUAACAAUCAAUGUGACUGUUAAAAUCAAUGAAAGUUUUUCAAGUGCUCUUGAAGACAACUCCACCGCAAUAUAUAGCAAUUUUACAACUCGGUUUCAGGAUCAGAUGAAAAAGUUCUACAAAAGAAUACUAUUAAAGGAUGUGGAAAUCUUUAUACACUCAAUUUACAAUGGAAGCAUUAUUGUGGAGCACAUAGUUCGCAUUCUAUCUAAUAUUCAAACUGCCGUAGAAGAUAAAGAAUUCUAUGACAAAAUUCUGACUGCUGUGCAAGAUCAAAUAAAUCAAAUAAAUUGCACCAAUGAUCCGUCAAUAGAUAACAAAGGGAAAUUGAGUACUAAUACAUUUUUUAAAGAUACUGAUCGGAAUGCUUUUAUUCCUGUCACAAGCUGUCAUCAUAGUUCUUGGCUGGCAGCAGUACCGAAAGGUAAAUUCCAGCGUAUAAGAAGGAAUUGCACAGAAAUUAUGGACUAUCAUGAGCAAUCCAAUACCCUCAAGCAAAGAUUCUUGAAUAAAGGAUACCAUGAGGGUAUGAUCAAUGAGACAAUCACUAAGGUGGAACAGAUGGAUAGAGAGUCUUUACUGAUAAGAAGCAGCAAAACGAAUGCCAUCUCCUCAGAUAAAUUCAGUUGGUCUAUGACCACAAAGUACUCCAAUCAACAUUUCUCAAUUAAAAAGAUUUUAAAGAAACAUUGGGAUGUCCUUAGAAGUGACAAGGUCCUGGAAGCCCAUAUCCCUGAAACGCAAAUGCACUAA